GAAAAGCCACGGUCAUGUCUCCGGAUAAUAUACAAUGCGCGGUGGAGCUCGCCAGGUCAAUGGUUAUGUCUCCUGCAUACGAGAACCACAUAUCCUAAAACCGCUCCCAGGCUAUGGGGCACAACUUUCAUUAUCGGGAAAUUGGCCGAUCAGGUAAUGUCGAUUGCAUCGGGCUUGGAAACCUGCAUCUCUCGUUCCUUUUCCGUCUUUUAUUUUCCUCUGCAAGCUUUGGGGACAUCUAGGGAGAAAACAUGGUGCAAACGAUCAUGCAACUCACCGCAUACACCAUCUGCAAGCUGGACCGAUAUUUCAGGCACAGCGUUGAGAAUGCCUUUUCGCGGCGAGUUCUAGAUUUUGGUGGCCAAAUACAGAGUCGGAAACCUCCAAAUCUCUUCUCGUCUACAAUCAACGGGGCAGGAUCACAAGUCCCGUCCGCACCUGAGUCUUCAUCUAUCGGGAACCACGACCGCUGCUGGAUUGCAAACCACACUCCUAUUGAUGUCGAUCCAGACGCUCAUGCAUUUCUCACAACAAUUAUGUAUAUCGCCAUGACACCUCGGGACUCAAAGCUCUACACCGUAGGACCUCGACAAGUCUAAUCAGGAGAAUUGACACAAGAAUAUUAUGUAUGAAACUUGCCCAUCACACCUCAAUUAUAUCUGCAAUGAACCAAAGGCGACCCGAGCAUUCCGUGAUAUUAACAGUCUCCAUGCUUUAGCCUCGGGUGACGACGGUGAUCCGAUCCUCCAACUGAAAAUAGCUUUUGGCCCAUACCCACCC
This is a messenger RNA of Botrytis cinerea B05.10, 780 nucleotides long. RefSeq lists its product as hypothetical. Lineage: Eukaryota; Fungi; Ascomycota; Leotiomycetes; Helotiales; Sclerotiniaceae. The coding region runs from base 267 to 599 and encodes 110 amino acids. The transcript has a single exon. The record is from RefSeq and is a predicted model, not a curated record.